Messenger RNA from Neoarthrinium moseri, 435 nucleotides. RefSeq lists its product as uncharacterized. The record is from RefSeq and is a predicted model, not a curated record. NCBI's taxonomy places the organism in Eukaryota, Fungi, Ascomycota, Sordariomycetes, Amphisphaeriales, Apiosporaceae. Bases 1 to 435 code for a protein of 144 amino acids. The transcript has a single exon.
AUGCGGCUCCUCAACGCCCAUACCUUUGAGAUCCAAUCUGGAUACCUGGAUGACAGUCUGCCGGAUACCGAAAGCAGAAUUUGGCACCCAUCAACAAACGAACUGCCAAAUCGGUUGCCCCAAUACGCAAUCCUCUCACAUCGCUGGUUUGGCGAGGAGAUCACUUUCACAGAAUUUGAAUAUCAUGCGAAGACUCAAUUUUGUGAUGUUGCGCCUAAGAAUCCGGUCCCUCGGUACGCGCAAUAUGGCGACAAGGUCGAUCUCCAGGGUAAUGCUUCAUCCAUGCACAAAAUAGCAGGUGCAUGCAGACAGGUUCGCCGAGAUGGUAAGGUUGGCGAGAGCAGCUCGCCACGGCACAUCUGGAUCGACACUGUCUGCAUCAACAAGGCAGACACCACCGAGCUGAGCACUGCGAUCAACUCGAUGUUUCGCUGA